UCGCAGGAAUACCUCUAGAAGAAACGCGGAAUUCGACUCUAAAAGAAACAGAGCCUCUGUCUCUGAUUGUUCAUCCGCCUAUUUGCGAUAGGUGGGGGGAUUACCCUGCACCGACAAACUCCUUUUGCAGAGACAUGACCACUGUUGCUUAUGUAUGCGAUUCUCGAGACAACCCUUAUCAUAUUGUUGAAGUACCAUGUCGACCAGGCAAAUCUUGUAUUGAAUUUGUUUUCCCUGGUAGGCCGACUCAAUUCGCAGCGUGCAUUAACAAUGAAGACAGCCGGAGGUGGGAUAAUCGCGGUAAUAGUCACUUAGCCUGCGAAAACGAUGGUUAUAGUUAUGGACAGGAUACAGAUGUAAUGUGGAUUGGAAUGACAACAUAUAAUGACAUCUAUCCAAUGGACGUAAAUGUGUUGUCUGGGUCUAUUGGUGCGGACAGUCUUGGUAUAGCCUUUAACCAAAAUCAUUUCGGUGCAAUAUACAAGAAUUAUCGGGGAGGUCAAAAGAUCAAAAUGUGUUUCGAUUCAGGCUCUCUGUUCAUAACUGCUUUAACUGUGGCUUUGGUUCCUAGAUCCGGCAGUAACAACGAAUUCACAGUAGUCAGCUUAAAUAAAUCCCUUAAUUCUUGA
This is a messenger RNA of Paraglomus occultum, 629 nucleotides long. The record is from the annotation of a GenBank genome assembly. Lineage: Eukaryota; Fungi; Glomeromycota; Glomeromycetes; Paraglomerales; Paraglomeraceae.